Molecule: messenger RNA, 450 nt
Organism: Lindgomyces ingoldianus
Lineage: Eukaryota; Fungi; Ascomycota; Dothideomycetes; Pleosporales; Lindgomycetaceae
Exons: 5
Coding region: 1-450 (149 amino acids)
Source: RefSeq, a predicted model, not a curated record
AUGUCGCGUCGCAUCCACCGCUGGAUUAAUGCUGAUUACGCCAAUAUCGGACUGCGCAAGGAUAAAGAAGACCAAGCUAUGAAGGGGGUGGCAGGGUUUCAGAACGGGAAGCCAUAUGAGCCGGGAAGCCUCCCGCUGAAGUCAAUGAUUACGAAGGUUACACUAAUGUCGAAAGCUGUGAAGUUUUAUGGUACAAAGGACAAGGCGGUAGAUAUCUUCAACGUCUCCGACGGCAGGAACGGGGACACGGAGAUGGGAGAUAGUGGUGAGUCGUCUACGUCCGGAGAUACCCGCGGCAACACCGCGGAGAAUAUGACAGCCUCUACAGCAGGGGUUACUCGCGGUUGGAUUGGUCAAGUGGUAUCUCCAUCUGCUGCAGAUCAACUCCUUAAACAGAGCUUUGCCAUCUUUAUUGCUAAUUUUAGAAGGCCUUCUAAGCUUCAUAUUUAA